AUGGCUGGCAACCGGACUCGGCGCAUUGCCAAGGAAUUGGCUGAUAUCCAUGCCGAUGCCCACUCGCAAAUCACGGCGGAGCCCAUCGGCGGCCAGGAUGAUGUGACACACUUGCGAGGAAUCUUCCCAGGUCCUCCAGAUACUCCAUACGAAGGUGGUACUUAUAAGGUUGACAUCAAGAUCCCCACCGAUUACCCUUUCCGGCCUCCAGUUAUGAAAUUUGAGACCAAAGUCUGGCAUCCGAAUAUUAGCAGUCAAACAGGUGCUAUCUGUCUUGACACAUUGUCGAGCGCUUGGUCCCCGGUUCUCACAAUCAAAUCUGCCCUGAUCUCACUGCAGUCAUUGUUGAGCACCCCAGAGCCAAAGGAUCCCCAGGAUGCUGAGGUUGCCAAUAUGAUGCUCCAAAGGCCGCGGGAGUUCGAGCGCAUGGCACGAGAAUGGGCCGUCAUUUAUGCAGGUGCUCCUUCAAAGGACUCCAAUCAGGAAGGAACAGAAGAAGCGCCCUUGACGGUUGAAGAUGAUUCUCUAGCCCAGUACAAUGGUUAUGACAAGGCUCUGGUCGACAACUUCGGUGCAAUGGGCUUCCAAGUACCGGAUAUUGUCAGGAUAUUUGAAGAGCUUGGAAUUAGCCAACGCAGUCGACAGUUAGACGAUGGCCAAGUUGAUGAUAUUUGUGCACGCCUGCUCGCGGGUGUUUGA
Penicillium daleae is the source of this 699-nucleotide messenger RNA. Its product is annotated as E2 ubiquitin-conjugating protein UBC1. The record is from RefSeq and is a predicted model, not a curated record. The transcript is spliced from 3 exons. Bases 1 to 699 code for a protein of 232 amino acids. Lineage: Eukaryota; Fungi; Ascomycota; Eurotiomycetes; Eurotiales; Aspergillaceae. Gene Ontology annotation, molecular function: protein binding.